Molecule: messenger RNA, 322 nt
Organism: Mesitornis unicolor (brown roatelo)
Lineage: Eukaryota; Metazoa; Chordata; Aves; Mesitornithiformes; Mesitornithidae
Gene: PLA2G1B
Product: phospholipase A2, group IB (pancreas)
Exons: 3
Biological process (GO): fatty acid biosynthetic process; positive regulation of fibroblast proliferation; lipid catabolic process
Molecular function (GO): calcium ion binding; phospholipid binding; signaling receptor binding
Source: RefSeq, a predicted model, not a curated record
AUGAAGUCCCUGGUGCUGCUCUUCCUGCUGUCUGUGGGCGCAGCCAGCGCGGCUGUCUCACCCCGGGCCCUGUGGGAGUUUCGCAGCAUGAUCAAAUGCACCAUCCCCGACAGCCACCCUCUGCUGGAAUUUGGGGACUACGGCUGCUACUGCGGCUUGGGAGGCAGCGGGACUCCAGUGGAUGAACUUGACAGGUGCUGUCAAGCACAUGAUCACUGCUACUCAGAGGCAAAGAAACUAGAAUCAUGCACAUUCCUCGUGGACAACCCCUAUACGGAGCCGUACCGCUACAACUGCUCCAGCGGGCAGAUUACGUGUGACC